AUGUCAACGAAAGCAGCAUUCACAAAAACACGCGAAUUUCGCAUUGAAAAAAUCAAUGAUAAUGCUUCAUCGUUAUUGGCAUCAAUACGAGAGGCAAAUGGGUACCCGGAUAGAAUAAAUAACCAAUAUUUAUGUUCAAUGAUCUCCCAAUGUAUUUGUAAAAAUGCUACUUUAAAUUCUCUAGUCUCAAAUUAUGGUGAUGUAAAUGAGUAUUGUAAUAAAAUUGUAAAAGGUGAAUUAUAUGGUGAUGAAGUUCAACUACAAGCUUUAUCUAUCAUAUGUCGAUUAGUAAUAUGUAUUGUUUCCGCAAGCAAAAGUAUAGACGGCAGUAUUCGGAUCGGUAACAACAUUUAUGGCGAAAGUAUAGAAUCAUUUGAAGAGUGCAUCUAUAUUCUUUACGAUGAAGAACAUGAACAUUACGAUCCAUUAUAUGUGAUUAACAUGGAAAAUCAACAAAAAACCAAAGUUUUUCAACGUAAUGAUAAAACCAUUGUGAAACUUUUGAAUAUAUUUCUUAAGGAAGAAUUUAAUUAUGACAUCGAUAUGGAAUCAAAUUGUAACAAUAAAAAUUUAAUACAACCAACAAUUGAACUAGGUGACAUAAAUAAAUUUCUAAUCGUUGAAGAAAUAUUAACAGAAAAUACUUCAGUGAUUCUGAACAAUGAAAAUCCAGUAGAAAGAAUGAGACUUGAAAUCAAGCCUGCUUUGUACUUUCGCGGUCGUAAAGCCACUGAUUUUAAACCAAAAAAAUCUACAAAACGUAAUGGAAAACCAUCAGAACCAAUGGCACCACGUUAUUUUCCCGAUACAGAAAAUCAUCAUUAUCUUAACUUAUUGAUUCCAAAUGCAUAUCUAUUAGGCGAUCUUCUCGGAAUUUGUCUUGAAAUAUGUAUUGUAACAGCUGAAAUCAAUGGUUAUACAUAUUACCAUCCAUAUUUCAAGUUUCAAGUACAUCCAACUGAUCUGAAUUCUCCAAAUAUAAAUCCACGAUUCAUAUUUCUUGGCAAUACAGUUGAGUUAAAACCAUAUUCGGAGCUUUUAAAACAAUUACCGUAA
This is a messenger RNA of Rotaria sp. Silwood2, 1056 nucleotides long. NCBI's taxonomy places the organism in Eukaryota, Metazoa, Rotifera, Eurotatoria, Philodinida, Philodinidae. The record is from the annotation of a GenBank genome assembly.